Molecule: messenger RNA, 4714 nt
Organism: Chara braunii
Lineage: Eukaryota; Viridiplantae; Streptophyta; Charophyceae; Charales; Characeae
Source: the annotation of a GenBank genome assembly
GGCGGAAGGGUUGCGAUCUGAAAGAGAGAGAAGUUGGACUGACAUGACAGUCGACUGCGAGAUGAUGAAAGAGAUGAAGAAGACAAAGAUGGCAUCAAAUUACUAGUUGGUGCGUGCAAGUCGUAGAGAGGGAGGGCGGGAGUGAGGGAGGGAGGAGGGGGGGGGAAAGGAGGGGCCGGUAGAAGAACGAGUGAAAGGCGUAGGGGUUGUGUGGAAGCUUUGUUUAGAGACGGCGAUCAUGGCGGUGGCCAUGGAUUUGCAAGCGAGGAGGAGCCUGUGCAGUUUGAUUGAGAAGGUGACAUUAACCACUGAUAUGACGUUGGACAGCGAGACGAUGAAGGCAAUCAAAGCAAUCGUGCGAACGUCUGACGAUAACGUACGGAGCGCAUUUGAAAUUCUCCAAGAUCGACUAAAAAAAAAGCAUUCGCAGGUGCGUUAUUUGACUGUGCUGGCCAUCGAUGAGCUGUUCAUGAGGUCAAAGCUCUUCCGUUCCCUGCUGACAACUGUCUUCGAGUCGUAUCUUCUCUUGACGAUUGGGUACCGGUCGGAGCAGCCUUUGCCACCGCCGGAGUCAGCUGCGGAUGCGCUGCGCAAGAAGAGUAUUGAAAUUCUUGAGAAAUGGAAUGAUAAGUUUGGCACCAGCUACACCCAGAUCAGGCUGGGCUAUCGGUACUUGAAGGACACAUUGCGGAUGCAGUUCCCGAAUGUGAGAGAAAGAGAGGCUGUAGCAGAGCAGGAGAGGAGGGAGAGGGAGGAAAGGACUCGUCAGCUGUUAGUAUCCAAGUAUGAGAGCCUGAAGGCAGAUUUCCCUGAGCAGGAAACUCAGUUCGUCUCCACAAUGAAAGAAAUCGAUGAAGCUGUGGCCAUCCUUGUGGCACCAUUGGCGGUAGGGCCAGCAGAUCUUGCUGCUGUGCAUACUGUGAAGAAGGGUGGGUGUGCCAAUCACGAAGCCGGAGUGGAGUUAUAUGAAAUGGAAAUGGAGGCAGAAGGGUUUUGGUGCAAUGAUCCAGGUGCAGUCAAGGAUGGAACUGAUGAAAGCAGAAGAUUACGACAUCAACAUAUGGAAAUCAGUAUGGAUGACAUCGCAGUGAAGGAAACCAGAGAUAACUCCGCAAUAUUUGAGUUACUGCAAGACCUUCACAAGUUGGUUUCAGUCACAUAUCUGCCAACGGUUGCUGAUUGGGUGUCUGUUCUCACAAGGGUCGAGAGUGAGGAAAGGGCUGAACGAAAUGCGCUGCUCAAAAAGGUGAUAGAUCUGCGGAAUCAGUUAAGGGCAUCCGUUCAGAAGUGUGAAGUCCUAGGUGUACAUAAACGGAGAAGAAAUUCUCUCGAUGAUGUCGGGGAUGGAGGGUCCGAUCCAGAGCUGGGCGAUGUGACUUGGGAGACUGGCAAUGUGGAGACGGAAGCCGAUGCAGGUGCAGCAGGUGGCAAGGAGGAGAGAAAACAGGAGUCUCGUGACGGUGCAGGAGGCAGCAAUAGUUCCUUGGCGGCAAUUAAACCGGGCACUACAUCUGAACCUCAUCAGCAAGGUAAGAAGGGCAACACCAAUUAUGAUGGCGAGGAUGACACUGAAAGCAAUGCUGCAAAUCACAGCUUCGCUGUUCGGAAACAACAAGGUCUUGAGAAUGCGUCCUCAAGCAGCAAUCGAAAAGAAUUGUUGUCAAUGGCCCCGCGUGUGUCCUGGGGCCAUGACCUUGAUGUUUGGGGAAACGCGGACUAUGUUCCAGUCAACAGUCGAGGUCUGACGUUGGAAACACACUGGGGGAGGUAUGAGCCAGAUGUGUGCCUUCCACCAGAACGCGUCAUGGAAAUGAACAUGCGAGUGUCAUAUUAUGAACCCGAGGGUGUGCGCAAUGAACGACGGAAUACGACAUGUGGUGCACCCCUUCGAAAUGGAGGUUUCUGCACCCGAAGGGAUCUGUUCCGCUGCCCAUUUCAUGGGCCCAUCGUGCCUCGCAAUGAGAAGGGGGAACCUCUUGUACCUGCCACGGGCACAGAAAGGCAGUCGGAGGAUAUCCAACGAGCCGUUGUGGGUAGCAAAGACGCAGAAGUUCCAGCAGAGGAUGUGAUGGAUGGGGAUUGUGGCACGCCAGAGGACGCUGUCGAUGCAAAUCAUGUCCAGGUUGAGAAAAUUGACCUUGUAGGGGUAUCGCCAUCGCAAGCGCAAGCAGCAGGCGCUGAACUUCCUCUGCUCAGCAGUUGUUUGCCAGCUACCAUUCCAACGGAGGUAGGCACUCGUCAUGAUGCCGGUGAGCAGAAGAGGGUGAACAAUGGAGACGAUAACGGAACGAGUUGUCCUUCUGUCAAGGAGUACCACAGGAUUUUGGCCAGAGUAGCUGCUCAGGCGCUUGCCAAUGUGCAGCGGAGAAGGCAAGUGAUGGAAACUGGUGAUCCAGGUAGUGACAAGACAACAAGGAGCUCUCGUAGCGGCAAAGUUGUUGCGCGAUCACGUCAGUCAUCCUCCCAGCAGAGGCGGUUGGAUAGAGAGCACAAUGCUGCUAUGCUGUGUAUGGCAGCAAUGGAGGGUAGCACAGCAGGACUUGAGAGGGAUGCAAUUGAAGAAGCUCUUGUGAGAGGCUCUCAGAGUAGGAGUGGCCAUGCUCGACGAGCUUGUCACAAUAAUAGGCUGCUUCUGACGGUCAAGCCCAAAGAAACGGCCAAGGACAGAAUUGCCAGGCGUCUGCUAGCUCCACAGGUCGUCGCUGCAACAAUAAGGGAGUUUCAAAGAGAAGACAACAUUCAGUACAGGGUUUUGAACUCGAACCGCUGACAUCCCUAUGAGAAAGCAAAGCAUUGACGAGGGAAAUGAGUGCAUCCCUCCGGAGUACUUUUCACUCCACAUACCCAGAAUACUUUCGCACCGGCCUCUUCAGUGAGAAGACUGACAUCUACUCAUUUGUGUAUCACAGUCCUGGAGAUAGCGAAGUUGAUGAACUGGAGAUGGUAAAGUGAUGUUGAUGAUAAUGAUGCUGAUGAUGGAACUUGGGAAUGGGGGAAACGAUGAAGAUGGCUGGUGGAAGGUAUAGAAACAGGCGUGAGAUGCAGCAGAUGUACAAGGAAGGUAGAAAGUGGCUAUGUAGGUCCAGCGGAAGUAGGAGGAAGAUGAAAGUUGUUGUGGGGUGCAGGGGAAGUUGGAAAUGAUGGGGGAAAUGGCUAUGGACUAGUAUGGAGGCAAAGAAGGGGAUGACAAUGAUAAAAAAAGUGUACCAUCAUCAUCAAGAUCAGUUUACCAUCUCCACUUCACCCACUUCUCCAUCUCCAGGACUGUGAUACACAAAUGAGUAGAUGUCAGUCGUCUCAUUGAAGAUCCUGGUGCGAAAGUGUUCUGGGGCUAUGCAGUGAAAAGUACUCCCUAGCUUGAUGGCGCAGUGGAUGAGGGGACCACCUCCCGUGGACUGAUUGGAGUGAAGAAAGGACAGGGCCCGGGCAACCUGUCCCUGGGUCCGUCUCCAGGACUGUAAUACCAAACAAUUAGAUGACCAGUGGACGCUUUUCGUUCUUCCCAGGUUUAAGGAUACAUGUUACUCCCCAUUUAAAUUCUCCUUUUGACUAUCGCGUCUCGAAGCAUCAAAAGCUUGACUAUCGCGUCUCGAAGCAUCAAAAGUUUUUCAAACGAAGUACCGUCAAUGGUUGUUUGAUUAUGGCCUGGAGUCACCUCUUAAGCACGGAAUAUAUAUUAUUUUGUUACACAAUACUUUGCAAUAAACACCGUACAAAGUCAAGAUUCGGGCAGAGUUCGCUACUUUUGGUCAAAGGCAAGAAGCAGGUGUUAAAGGUCACGUCCCAAGUCUGAGAAAUGUCUAAGAAAGGACCUAGGGUCGAGGGGUAUCAUGAGUCAUGACCUGACUAAAAACUUUGUGUCCAGUACCCCAAUGUGAGGCCGUUGAGUCCUGGAAAUUCGAGAGUCAAACCUAGCACGGGAAAAGCAGGCCCAAAAGUCCACAAGUCAACCCAGUAGUACGCCACGGCCGUAGAUCAGAUCCAGAUCAAGGGUUGUCUGCAGGUAUCCAGAAGAUUCCAGUUCCAACUGGGAUACCAUAAUUCGGCUCCAGAACUGCGUCAAGGCUGUCGAGAUCUGGCACAGUUGGACCAUUGAUGCGGUCCAAGGAGGGACUCGUCAAUGCCAGUCAGCGUGAGUCAACGGUAUUUUACUAUUUAUGGACGGUCAGACCACUGGGGAGGACAUUCUGCCUUGCCCGAGUUCUUGGCCAGUGCUGCUCGUGAGGCUGGGCGAUUAUGCUGCUGGUGCCAGAUGCUGCUGGGGGGCGCCGGGCUUGAGGGAGACAUGCUGAGCUGCCAUAGCCGCCAUAGCUGUAGAUGUGGGAGGUAAGGUUAGGCGAGGAGGAGGGUGGUCAUAUCUGUGAGAUUGAGGCAAGAGGUGAAGGGAAGCCUACCUGGACGCACCUGUCGUCAAUGUGAUCGUUCUUCUGCUGGUCUUCGCGAAGGUGUGGAUUGAUAACACCAUCCUCCAUUGCUCGGUACAGUUUUUGGAAGGAGGAUGGGCAGUCGGCGAAGAUCUGCACAAUGAUGAUGUCAAAGGCCGUCUGAAGGGAUCACGCAUUGCUGAGGCGGUGACAGGGGAGAAGCCUGAUGAGGAAGUGGGCAGAAGAUGGACAUUCACGCAUGAUUGAUUAUGUGUUUCUCUCCCCCCCCUCCCCUUUGUCUAUAUUCUCUCCUCUAUGCCACUCUUCGAUGAGGACGCACUGCUUAUGAC